UUUCGCCGGCUGCGUGACAUCACUAGCAGCAGUAAAACAAAACAACACGCGCAAAAAAAAAGAGAAACUGCAUUGUUUACCAGAUUUUAAGGCACCCGAGACCCAACCUAAAUCCUGCCGAGAUGGACAUCCUACUGGCCAAUGUGAGCGGGCUGCAGUUCAAGGCGGAGCGGGAUUUGAUCGAGCAGGUGGGCGCCAUUCCGCUGCCCUUCUACGGCAUGGACAAAUCCAUUGCGGCCGUCUGCAAUUUCAUCACCCGGAGUGGCCAGGAGUGCGACAAAGGAAGCGCCUGUCCAUUCCGACAUAUUCGCGGCGACAGGACGAUUGUGUGCAAGCACUGGCUGCGCGGACUGUGCAAAAAGGGCGACCAGUGCGAGUUCCUUCACGAGUACGACAUGACCAAGAUGCCCGAGUGCUACUUCUACUCCAGAUUCAAUGCCUGCCACAACAAGGAGUGUCCCUUCCUGCACAUCGAUCCGCAGAGCAAGGUGAAGGACUGUCCGUGGUACAAGCGCGGCUUCUGCCGCCAUGGCCCCCAUUGCAGGCAUCAGCAUCUCCGGCGCGUCCUGUGCAUGGACUAUUUGGCCGGGUUUUGCCCCGAAGGACCCGCCUGCAAGCAUAUGCAUCCACAUUUCGAACUGCCCCCGCUGGCGGAACUGAGCAAGGAUCAGCUGCACAAGAAACUGCCCACGUGCCACUAUUGCGGCGAGCUGGGCCACAAGGCCAACUCGUGCAAGCAGUAUGUGGGCAGUCUGGAGCAUCGCAACAACAUCAAUGCCAUGGAUCACUCGGGCGGAGGGCAUUCUGGCUACUCCGGUGGUCAUUCUGGCCAUUCCGAGGGCAAUGACAAUGACAACUCCAACCCCAACAACAGCCACCACAGUCAGCAUGGUCCACAUGGGCAACAUGGUGGACCCGGUGGUGGUGGUGGCGGUUUCGUCAAGGUGCCCACGCCGCUGGAGGAGAUCACCUGCUACAAGUGCGGCCACAAGGGACACUACGCCAACAAGUGUCCCAAAGGACAUCUCGCCUUUCUCUCCAAUCAGCAUAGUCAUAAGUAGUAUCCUCUGCUCUGUAUGAUUAGAUUGUAAGCGAGUGCAGCAAAUAAAGGUUGAAAAGGGUUCCAUUCCGGCCCCCAGAAGCCACAGAGAUCGAAAGAUCCUUACUCCAUUGAUCAUUUCAUCCCUGACAAGAGUGUUGGCCUGCAUUUUUCGAAAAUGUCCUAUUAACUGCCAGUAGAUUGUAUUUUGUUAUCAGCGAAAUAAAAUUUGUCUUAAGAAUCUAAAUAUA
Molecule: messenger RNA, 1290 nt
Organism: Drosophila gunungcola (fruit fly)
Lineage: Eukaryota; Metazoa; Arthropoda; Insecta; Diptera; Drosophilidae
Gene: Clp
Product: cleavage and polyadenylation specificity factor subunit 4
Exons: 1
Coding region: 123-1061 (312 amino acids)
Molecular function (GO): RNA binding; zinc ion binding
Source: RefSeq, a predicted model, not a curated record